AUGUCCAAGCCUGCGAAUUCUCCCACUUUAGUUGAAAGUUUAAACCUUUGUCAUACAGCAUAUUGGAUUCGCGACCCAAACUCGGGGAGAAGUUUGAUCGAUUGGGACAUAUACUUUAUCGAAACUAAUCCUGGAUGCACAAAAGAGGAAGCGCAUCGAUCCUUAAGUCUUGAACUUGGUAUCCUCCUUAAAAAUAUACCAAGAAGGAGUAAUCUUUUUGCCAAGGCGACCACCUUGAAAAAUGCUUUAGAGCGAGAAAUUCGAAGCGUUGCUAUACAAGAGGAAACGGAGCGAUAUAAAUCUGAACAGGAAUAUAUAAGUCAUAGGUUAGAGGGCCGAACUCGUGAAGAUCUCGAAAUCACUAGCAAUGAUUACGCUAGUGAGCCUAAUAUAACACCCAUUCAGGAAGAACCAUCACCAGGGACUGAUUAUUAUGAAUCGAUAAACAAAAAUGAUACGCAAAACGAUGGAUUUCGAACCCCCCCUCAUCAAAUUGUCAGUAACACAUACAACCCGGAAAUUUCAAUUGACGAAAAUAUACUAAGAAUGUCUGCUAUGAGUUUAGCCAAGCUGGAUGAAUCCAAGUACUUUGGAGAAUUUAUUCCGCAUUUUAUAAAAUAUAAAGAAUCCCAGCAAAAUAAUCCAUUUUCUUACACGAUUGAUGAUGUAAUGGAUAUUCGAGGGGAAGGCGGGUUUUCUAAAUUUUUGUCAUUUGAUGAUUACAUAAAAUUAUUAUCAAAAAAACCAAAGAGGAAUGUUGAAUUGCCAGAAGGUUGGCAUGAUAUUAUUGGAGAAACGACCGAAAGUGGGUCGAUUAAAAAUAUAUCAGACUGGAUCUGUAUUACAGAAGAGUUGGGAGUUGUAAAAGAGGAGGAUAAAGAGCUAAUAAAAAUAAAAAAAUAUUUGAAUCGAGUUAUGCUUCCAUUGAUCGAAUCAUUCUCAAAACCGGUCCCAGAUAUUAGUGCUCCAAACAGCAGUGAGCAUCAUUAUUGGUCAGAAUUUGGACAUCGUUUUUUCUCAAGGGCAUUACAAGAAUUUGUAGGUCUUGAUUGGAGGGCCAUGGAAGUUCCCGUACAGGCCUCGAAGUAUCGAAAAAAUUAUGGAUAUAAUCAUAUCUUAGACAGAGUAGUUGAUGGAAAAUCUGCGGACUUGUUGGCGUGGAUGUGGAAAACGGGUGAAGAAAUUUUUGUUGGAGAACAAGCCGGACCCCCCACUCAAUGUGAUUUAACAAAACUAGCAACCGAUUCUUUUAAAUUGUAUAGAGACAUGAGAGAUUGUUUAAAUGUUAGAAUUUUACGGGCCAUGGGAAAGGGUGACAUGAAUUACAAUAAUCGGUCUGUUUUCGGAAUAUUGGGUUAUCUCUUCGAAAUCAAAAUGCUUAUAAUGUGGAAAGAUGGAGUAUAUGUAUAUGAAGAAUAUGGAAGUUUAAACAUUGCUUCUAAUCCAAAUAUGAUUUCAGAGAUGAAAUCAGUAGAAACAAAAAAUAAUGUGACAACAGAAUAUGAUGCUGAUUCUGUACAGAUUUUGAAAAGGAAAUAUAAUGAAAUUAUUCAAACAAAGCCAUCACCUUCGAAAGUCAUGAAGAGAUAA
Messenger RNA from Dentiscutata heterogama, 1590 nucleotides. The record is from the annotation of a GenBank genome assembly. NCBI's taxonomy places the organism in Eukaryota, Fungi, Glomeromycota, Glomeromycetes, Diversisporales, Gigasporaceae.